Pseudomyrmex gracilis is the source of this 1943-nucleotide messenger RNA. RefSeq names its product short/branched chain specific acyl-CoA dehydrogenase, mitochondrial. Bases 219 to 1469 code for a protein of 416 amino acids. Gene Ontology annotation, molecular function: acyl-CoA dehydrogenase activity; flavin adenine dinucleotide binding. Gene Ontology annotation, cellular component: mitochondrion. NCBI's taxonomy places the organism in Eukaryota, Metazoa, Arthropoda, Insecta, Hymenoptera, Formicidae. The transcript has 10 exons. The record is from RefSeq and is a predicted model, not a curated record.
UGAUUGACUUAUUUCUUUAUCGCGCAAUAACCUGUUUCAAACGCGAAUAAAAGGCACAAUCUCUCUCCAGAUCAACUUCUCUUGAACUGGCAGCACGAACCAAUCAUUUUAGUCGGUAUUAACUUGGCCUCCGGACUGUCAGCAUCAUCACAGCCGUCCGUAUAUGAGUCUUUCAUUUAUCCCACGAACGUCUCGAGGAAACCACGCGCACGGGAAACAUGAAGGUCUCUGUGUUCAAAUCGGUCGUUUGCAAAAUGUCGCAAACCCUGACGCGCACACAAAAAAUACAUCUGUGUGCGUCACAGUUCACUCAAUAUCCAGGUCCUUUGACGCAAUUUACAGACGACGAACUAAUAAUGAAAGAAACUGUCGCGAAAUUGGCGAAGGAGAAAAUCGCACCGCUCGUGCGUAAGAUGGAGAAGGAGAACAAGAUAGACGACAAUGUGCUCAAAACGAUAUUCGAUAACGGCCUGAUGGGUCUCAACAUUCCAACAGAUUACGGCGGCACAGGUAGUAGCUUUAUGACCACGAUUUUGGCCAUCGAGGAAGUCGCUAAAGUCGAUGGUGCUAUAGCCGCUUUGGUAGACAUUCACAACACACUCGUAAAUACAAGCCUUCUGAGACUCGGAUCCGAAGAGCAAAAACAGAAAUACUUACCGAAAUUAGCGCAAAAAUAUGCUGGCAGUUUUUGUCUAACGGAGCCCUCCUCAGGAUCGGACGCUUUUUCUCUUAAGACGAUAGCGGUGCGAGAUGGUUCGGACUACGUUAUAAACGGCACGAAGAUGUGGAUCUCCAAUUCCGAUAUCGCUGGAGUUUUCCUACUUUUUGCCAACGCAAAUCCAUCUGAAGGAUAUCGCGGGAUUACAACUUUCAUUGUGGAUCGCGAAACGCCGGGCCUGACCAUAGGUAAACCGGAAGACAAGUUGGGUAUCAAGGCAUCGGGCACUUGUAUGGUCCAUUUCGACAACGUUAGAGUACCUGAGAGCAGCAUAUUGGGCAAGUUAGGACACGGCUACAAAUAUGCUGCUGGUAUUCUUAACGAGGGCAGAAUCGGCAUAGGCGCUCAAAUGAUCGGUAUAGCGCAAGGCUGCUUGGACGCGACGAUUCCGUACACUCUUGAACGAAAGCAGUUCGGACAACCAAUUUUCUCGUUUCAGGCGAUGCAGCAUCAAAUAGCUGAGGUGGCAACCGAGCUCGAAUGCGCCAGAUUGCUUGUUUACAAUGCAGCUAGAUUACUGGAAGCUAAAAAGGACGUUAUGAAACAGGCGGCUAUGGCCAAGUUGUAUGCGUCGGAAACUGCUUUACGCGUUACGGCCAAGUGCAUUGAUUUCAUGGGGGGCGUAGGAUUCACGACAGACUUUCCACAAGAAAAAUUUUUUAGAGACUCAAAAAUUGGUACUAUUUACGAAGGCACAAGCAUGAUGCAGUUAUCAACAAUCGCGAAAUGUAUAAGUAAGGAAUAUUCUUAAAUAGUAAGAUAUAUUAGUAUGUUUUUAUAUAAAAUAUUGAGAUGUAUUUUUAAAACGUUAAUUCUUAAACGUAUUUGUAAAACGUUGAUUCUUGCAAUAUCAAACUACUAAAGUAAAUAUUAUAGGAAAAAAUUUUUACAAAAUUUUAAACAAAAAAAAAAUAUUUAACAAGAACAAAAAUGUUUUGUAGUUGAUAUUGCAAAAUUACUUCUUUUUAACAAUAAGACAAACCACCGCUUCGUUCAGUAAUAGCGUUUUUAUACUUUUGUAUUGUGUUGUAGAAGUUAUUUUGUCAGAUUUGAUAAAAAAAAAAGACGCUCAGUAUAUAGCGCGUAGUUUGCAAUUUCAAAACAAUGGAAUUAAAAGAUAUAAAUUUUUUAUACGUACAAUUUAUAUAUUUUAUAUUUAGAAAUAAAAGAGAUGUAUAUAAAAUGUGCUGUGUAAAAUAAAUUUGAACUGUUGUUAUAGUAUGUA